Bradysia coprophila is the source of this 639-nucleotide messenger RNA. RefSeq lists its product as uncharacterized. NCBI's taxonomy places the organism in Eukaryota, Metazoa, Arthropoda, Insecta, Diptera, Sciaridae. The record is from RefSeq and is a predicted model, not a curated record.
UUACCGAUACGACCGAUACCAAUGUGGAAGUGAACAAAACAAAAAAUAACAAUAACAGCGAUAACAACAAAAGCCAACUCAAAAUGCACAAUAAACCUAAAAAACGAAGCAAAGUCAAACCAUUUUUAUGUAAGGCAGUUCUUAAUAAGUCGCUUAUAUCAAAAAUGGAGUGCCAGGAUGUCAUUGCGAUGGUUAAUAUGUUAGCACAACGAUACGCUGUAUUGUUUAUUGAUUAUGACCAACAGGUCAUGGCCCGCUUUGUUGCACUGUUGAAUGAUAUGCACGGAUCACCAUUCCCACAAAUGGAGCUAACUGGAUCCGACUUGUCUUUUACGCGACGACUAAUCCGGGGACAAAUGCCGGUACUGAUAUCAAGUGUGGAACGAGAAUUGCCGCAAUUCGCGGAAGAGCUUGGUGCAGUCGAUUGGAAGUUGUUGUUUGGCAUCGUUGAUAUCCCGUUGAGAGUGGUCGUCACAGCUCCAAGCGACGAAUCCAGUGAAUCCAGCCCUGACAGUGCUGCUGUUUCAAUGGAUUCGGCAAAGAUCGUAUUGUCCGAUGUUGAGUAAUUCGUUUUGAAAAAUUGAAUACGGAUAACAAUGUGAACGGAUAAAUUGAAUCGAUUUUUUGAUCUUAAAAUAA